This is a messenger RNA of Racocetra fulgida, 375 nucleotides long. NCBI's taxonomy places the organism in Eukaryota, Fungi, Glomeromycota, Glomeromycetes, Diversisporales, Gigasporaceae. The record is from the annotation of a GenBank genome assembly.
AUGUUUACUGAAACAAGAUUAACUAAUAUUACCAACGAACCUCAUGUUCCUUUUACAUUCAAAAAUUCUGAAAGUAAAAAUAAUUUUCCUUUAAAUUCAAAUUUUUUAUUAUUUAAUGAUCCUAGAUCUCGAAAUCAUUUAGAACAAACCAUUGAUGAUUUAUGUAAUCUUUACGAUGUUGAAGAAAUGAAAGGAAAUUAUGCUGCUUCCGUUUUAAAUUUAAUGGAUCAAUUUUUAGCUACUAGGAAUUUAAAACCUGAAGAUUUAAUUAAUUGGUCCGAAAUCAGAAAUUUAUCGAUUCGUUUAUUGGCAACUUCUUUAAUCAAUAUUCCUAAAAUUGUCUCUACUGAUAAUAAUAAUGAAUCGUCAGAAUAG